AUGGCGACCGUGCUUAUCAGGCUACUGUCGCUCGCUACUCCCCUAACGGCGACUGGUACUGUCAGGAUCUGGGGGGCUUAUAAUGAUCACGUCUUGAAGAAGGAAUUUAAGGUUUUGUCUGGACGGAUCGAUGAUCUUCAGUGGUCUCCUGAUGCAUUGAGGAUUGUUGCUUGUGGAGAUGGCAAGGGCAAGUCGCUACUGCGUGCUUUCAUGUGGGAUUCAGGCACUAAUGUAGGCGAAUUUGAUGGCCAUUCGAGGCGAGUUCUUAGCUGUGCAUUUAAGCCAACAAGACCAUUUCGUAUAGUGACUUGUGGGGGGGAUUUUCUGGUGAAUUUCUAUGAAGGACCGCCAUUUAAAUGCAGGCUAUCUAGCAGCAUGGGGUUAGAAAUCAGUGGUUUUGGGAUCGCAUUGCCUGACCAGUGUGAUGCUGUAUUUACAUUCACAUCUUCUGGUAUGCGUCUAGACUCUAGUGUCUAUCAGGCUACCUGA
Molecule: messenger RNA, 489 nt
Organism: Hevea brasiliensis (rubber tree)
Lineage: Eukaryota; Viridiplantae; Streptophyta; Magnoliopsida; Malpighiales; Euphorbiaceae
Product: actin-interacting protein 1-2-like
Exons: 3
Coding region: 1-489 (162 amino acids)
Biological process (GO): actin filament depolymerization; positive regulation of actin filament depolymerization
Cellular component (GO): cortical actin cytoskeleton
Molecular function (GO): actin filament binding
Source: RefSeq, a predicted model, not a curated record